Lingula anatina is the source of this 4004-nucleotide messenger RNA. RefSeq names its product inactive dipeptidyl peptidase 10. The record is from RefSeq and is a predicted model, not a curated record. Gene Ontology annotation, biological process: proteolysis. Lineage: Eukaryota; Metazoa; Brachiopoda; Lingulata; Lingulida; Lingulidae. Gene Ontology annotation, molecular function: serine-type peptidase activity; dipeptidyl-peptidase activity. Gene Ontology annotation, cellular component: plasma membrane.
CCCUUGGUAAAAAUACCGUCUCCCUCAGCCAGCGGUGAGCAGCAGCACAGUUUACGGUUGGCUAAGUCUCUGGCAGCUGCCAACUUUCCUAGGAAACACAUACAAUAACAAACCAGGUAGAUGUGCCGUAGCUCCAUUGCUUGCUGGGCUAAGGGAUCAUUUCUUGGUAUAUUCAGACUGCUUUUUCAAGCACAUGCGGGUAGAUGGUGGCUAUUUGAGGCUGGUAAUUGUUGUCAGCGGUGAAAUUGGAUCUUUGACUAAUAUACUGCCUUGGCUUAGAACUGAGCUUGGGACCAUUGUCUGUGCCAUAAUAAGUUGGAUAACAAGGACAUUCGGGAAGUGGUUUUGCAGGCUGCUACUACCCUAAGCUUCUUCAAUGGUGCAUCAGACACAUGUAGAGCAGGAGCAUUGGUUCAUCAGUGGUAGACCAGCUAAACAAAUAUAUCUACAUUUAUACUUGUGAUUUAUAUUGAGUGUUUUAGGAAUGCUGUUGGCCUUGAGAGUCUCAGUCUGCAAAGAACUUAUCUAUGGCUGGUAUAUUAACGGCAACUUGAGGAUCAUUGUCUGAGAAAUUAAUCGGAGUGUAAUUGACUGGAGUUUGGUGAACUUGACAAGUUUUUGAAAAGCAAUCUCUCAUUAGGGUUAUCUUUCAUGCUCUGAGGGAUAUCUUUGUCAGAUUUAACUAGCUGACCUAUUGGAGACAUGGUCAGUAUAUAAGAGACCUUUACAAGCAAAUACAUAGAGAGUAGCUGCCAAUUUUCAGGUGUGAAGCACCAAAAGUCAACAAGCGGUUUUGUUUAACAUUUUGAAAUACCUGUGAACAAUCUCACAAUUACAAGACAGAGAUGGCCGAUGAAAACGAAAAGUCUGAAAAGUCUCAGCAAGGCAGUCAGAAUGGCGAUGGUGAAGAACUCGUAGGUAGCAAUCCCACACAGAGAAACUGGAAGGGGAUCAUCUUGGCUCUGUUGGUUAUUGCCAUCAUCCUUGGACUCAUAGUUCUGGCAGUGAUUCUGGUGAUGCCAAAGGAUGAAUACGUGCCACUUGGUGAAAAGUUUUCUUUACAAGACAUUUUUGAUCCAGACUACCAGCCCAAGAAACAUUAUGUGCAGUGGCUUGGAGAUAGGGACAUUUAUGCAUACAGAGAUGGGUAUGGAAACUUACGAAAGCAUGAAGCAGCUAAUAAUAGAUCAUUCAUGCUUUUGGAAAACACAACAUUUAGAAGACUUGGUGCUGAGAUAUUCUAUGUUUCUGAAGAUUUACAAUAUGUCCUCCUAGCAUACAAUGUGAAGAGGCAAUUCAGACAUUCCUUCCUGGGGCAAUAUAUGAUUUACUCCACGCGAGACCCUAGCAAAUCCUAUAAACUAGAACCUGUGGGUCACCCAGAUGCUAGGCUGCAGUAUGCUGGCUGGUCUCCAAAUGGCCACCUUAUUUCCUAUGUUUACAACAACAACCUGUACUACGUCUCCGAUCCAGAGAAUGUGGUCAGCACGACACGGCAGCUGACGCAUGAUGGGGCACCUAAUCUCAUAUACAAUGGCAUUCCAGACUGGCUUUAUGAAGAGGAAAUCCUGAGGAGUAACAAGGCCCAUUGGUGGUCCCCUGGAGGCACCUACAUUGUCUAUGCUGCCAUCAAUGACAGCAAUGUUCCAGUGUAUCACUACCCUGUGUUUGGAGGGGGCAGCAACUUGUAUGGAGACAUCAAUGGCAUACCUUAUCCUAAGGCUGGUGAUCUGAACUCCAACAACAAUCCCACAUUCAAGCUGAAGGCUAUAGAACUGUCCACCCAGAAGACAGAGGAACUCAUUCCUCCUCCACACCCAGCAUUCAAAGAUAAGCAGUAUUACUUCACCACCGUCAGUUGGAGAGACAAUGUGAGAGUGAUGGUGUCCUGGAUGAAUCGAGCUCAAAACUUCACCAGCCUCACUGUCUGCUAUACCUACAGUGGCAACUGCAGUGUGAACUUAAAUGAAGAAGUAAAGCAAGGAAAAGGCUGGGUGGACAUUUAUACUCCGCCAUUGUUCUCUGCCAGCGGGGAUCGCUACUUUCUCAUUCUCCCAGAUAGAUACAGCACUGAUAGCUACUUCAGAAAUGUGGCUGAAGUGGCAGCACCAAUACGUCAGAAGGGUGAGAAGAGGUUCUUGACCAGCACAGAAUGGGAUGCUACUGAAAUACUGGCUUAUGAUGACAGGCAAAAACUUAUUUAUUUCCUAGGCACUGGAGGAGACUCACGUAAGCGCCACCUAUACAGGGUUGGAGGCAUCGAUUCCAAAUCGGCAAGAAAACUGGAGUGUCUGUCAUGUGAUAUGGGCGACCAAUGCCUUUAUGUUAGCGCACAGUUUUCAAGAACAGGAAACUACUAUGUACUACAGUGUCUAGGACCUGGUGUGCCUACCUAUUGGCUGAAGAGUGCAUCUGAUCCAAAAUACAGUCAGUGUUUGGAAAGCAACCAGGCCUUUAAGACCAGGAUGUCAGUGAAAGCCACACCCAGAAUAGAAUAUUUAGAGAUCGGUGUCAAAGAUGAGAAGACGGACAAAAUUCAGCACAGAAUGUGGGCAAGAGUAGAGCUUCCUCCGAGACUAAAGAAGUCAGAAGUUAUAAAGUAUCCAAUACUUAUUGAUGUGUAUGGGGGGCCAGGAGGUCAGAAGGCCACAUAUCAGUACAAUGUGGGCUGGUCCACCUACAUGACAAGCUCCAAGGAUGUGAUAUAUGCCUAUAUUGAUGGGCGGGGCUCUGGUAACCGUGGUGACAAGUACCUGCACUCUAUCUACAAACAGCUGGGUACUGUAGAGGUGGCGGACCAGGUGACAGGGGCAAGAGCCCUUGUGAAUGAUUUGUCAUAUAUAGAUGAAUUCAAGGUCUCCAUCUGGGGCUGGUCCUAUGGUGGUUUUGUCAGUGCCCAUGCUCUAGCUGAGGGGACUGAUGUGUUCCAGUGUGGAAUAGCAGUAGCACCUGUCACAGACUGGAGAUAUUAUGACACGAUAUACUCAGAACGCUACAUGGGGAGGCCCACUGAUGCUGAUAAUAUCAUUGGAUAUCAGAGAGCCAAUUUAUCAGCCAAAGCAAAUAAAUUUAGAAAAGUUAGCCUGUUCCUUAUUCAUGGUACAGCAGAUGAAAACGUUCAUUUCCAAAAUACUGCCCAGUUUGCCAAAGCUCUCACUGAAGCAGGGGCUGAUUUCAGGACACAGUUUUACACUGAUGAGACUCAUUCCCUGAGAGAUCCUGAUGCCAAAAUUCAUCUGUACAAAACCAUGGCAGACUAUCUCUGGGAUUGUUACAAUGGCACCACUGUGCAUGGGAUGGCCAUAAGAAAGGUGGCACCACCAGAGCCAGAAGUGGAAUAAAGUAUAAAUGGCGCCACAUCAAUACCUACCCAAUAUGUGUCUUCUCUAAAACAUCACUCAAGCACAAUAUUUUAACUGCCUGUUCUCUAGGUCAAAAGCUCAAUUCUUCACAGAAAGUCCUAGAGACUGACAGGAGGGAGAGGUGUUUUACCACUGAUUACACCUCUUACAUUCAGUUCUUUUUUUAAUUAUUAAGUGCUGGCACCAUUUGCUAUGUUGUUUCACUUAUGUGUUACAAAAAAUUACCAGCCAUGUAAUUAAAUCACUCAUAAUGUGCUACCUUAAAAACCAGGCUGUGUGUUGUAAUACGACUGGACUACUCACAGCCAGGCAAAAGACCUCAUGCACAGGGUUUUAAAAAUUCACAUCAGUAACAUUACAGGAGUUAAAUCAUCAAUUGGUUCCUAUUGAACAAUAGACGUGUGAUCACAAUCGUAGAAUACAUUGUACAAGCAAAACGUGUGAUCACAGUCAUAGGAUACAAGCAUUAAUAUAAAGUGUUUGAUGUUUUUACCUGUUAAGUAAAGGGUGUCACCAAUUACUUUGAUCACAAGCAGUGGUAAUUAACAGUGUGGUAUUGUCUGCAUGCUCACUGAAUUUGUGGUCGCUACAAUGGGAAUAUCUCUCAAGUAAAGUCCGAUUUGUGGAGGAGGAAUCUCAAUG